AUGUCUGAAAAUGAGAUAUCGGAAAUAUCCGGGACAGAUUUCGAGGAUUCUGGUUCGGAAUAUACUCCAUCUGAUAAAGAAAACCAGCGUAAUAGGCAUCGUUCUCGGAAAAAACUUGUAAUUCCUGAAAGUUCUGAUGAAUCUUCUGUUGAGGAAGCUAAUGAUGGAAUUUCAUCAAAAGAAGUUGCCGAAGACGAUAGCGUAUGCAAAAGUCGGAAAAGAAAAAGGAACGUAUGGAACUGGAAAAAGGAGAAGGCAAAACGAGCCAGGGCUUUCGGACAAGCGUACCUAAAUGUGAAAGGAAGUUCUGUACCAGCAAAGAUUUUUAAUAGUGAAGACUGUAUGAUGACAGAAGACUUCAAAAGUAUUGAAAAAUUGGAAAAACUAAUAACUAACAGAAAAAUAGAUAACAAUACUGACAAAAGUCAAAGAACCAAAGUCGAAUGGCUAAAAAUUCAGUGGUUGCGGUUUACCCAUGAUAAUCCAUACAAAAUAUAUUACAAGUAUACCAACAGUAAUGAUGAAACUUUUUCUCCAUUUAACUGUUUUGAUAUUGAAAAGAAAAGAACUCGUUUUUCUUCCUCUUUGACUGAUAUUAAUCUAGAUGUUUUGUACCCCAAUGGUCGCCCCAUAGAGAAGAAAAAAUAUGAAGAUCUAUUACAGCUUUUACCAUAUUAUGUUCCUCCAAUUCGACAUGAUUUCUAUCGCAACCUGAAGACAAAUAAUUCUGCACAAGAUACUGAAGCUGACUUCUAUGAUGAUGACCUAACCCAAGAC
Messenger RNA from Brenthis ino (lesser marbled fritillary), 777 nucleotides. The record is from the annotation of a GenBank genome assembly. NCBI's taxonomy places the organism in Eukaryota, Metazoa, Arthropoda, Insecta, Lepidoptera, Nymphalidae.